Eimeria necatrix is the source of this 3234-nucleotide messenger RNA. Its product is annotated as troponin C, putative. Bases 1 to 3234 code for a protein of 1077 amino acids. The record is from RefSeq and is a predicted model, not a curated record. The transcript is spliced from 3 exons. Lineage: Eukaryota; Apicomplexa; Conoidasida; Eucoccidiorida; Eimeriidae.
AUGGAUGAGGGGCCCCUUGACGAAGACGGGGGGCCCCCACUGUCCCGCUCGGGGGGGCCCCUGUCUCGGAUCGCCCCUGUCAGGUUUUCUCCGUGUUUGCAGCUGCUGCAGAGGCUACUGGACGCGAAGGGAGACAGCCAGAUUAGGGGCCUUGCAGGCAUUGCAGACCAGAGGCAGCAGCAGCAGCAGCAACAACAACAACAGCACCUGCUGCCGAGUGAUGGCACGACCCCACGCAGCCCCGCAGCAAACGCUGCGGCUGAAGGGGACGAUAUGAGCGUUAAUAGCAGCGGCAGCAACAGCAGCAACCAGGGCAGCAGCAGCAGCAGCAGCAGGAGAUGGCUCUCAGUGCGUGAAGGAACCACGAAAGCCUCCGCCGUCUCUCCAGGGGCCUCCCGCUGGGGCCUCUGUAGCCCCCGAGAUGGGGGAGCGACCACUUUUAUUGGAGCUACUGCUGCUGCUGCUGCUGCUGCUGCCUCUGAAGGUUUGCUGGCUGAGUCGGAAGCAGCGCUGUUCUCCUCGUUGCUGCCGACUGCAGGAGCAACAGCAGCAGCAGCAAGUAAGACUGGAAAAGCACCAAUAGCAGCAGAACGUGAGGAGUCAGUGUCUUCGUUAGGCGACGGGGGCCUUUCCUGGUGGGGAUUCGAUGGGGUUCCCGAGAGCGGCUGCAGCAAUAACAGCAGCAACAGCAGCAACAGCAGCAACGCCAGCCCCAGGGGAGACAGCAGCAGCCACGUGGCAGAGGCGUACUACUUCCUUUCGGAGGACUCACAGCAGCAGCAUCAGCAACGACGAGAGCAGCAGCAGCAGGCGCUUCUUCUUCGGGGAGAACAACUGAGCAGCAAGAUCUCACAAGCUGUUCAAGAUCUUUCCACCAACAUCACCGACCCUGUCAGCAGCGUCAGCAGCAGUGACAGCAACAGCAGCAAUUCAGGCGCCCUCAACAGCAGCAACAGCCGCCAGUGGGGCUUCCUGUGGCUAAGACGGCUGCUGCGAUGUUCUGCGGCGCUUCUGCCUCCUGGACUAUAUCGCGGCGGGGCCUUUUUGGGAGCAGCAGUUCAUCACGAGGCUGCUGCGUCCUCUAUGUCAGCAGCAGCAGCUGCAGUUACGGCAACAACGACAGCAGCAGCAGCAGCAGCAGCAGCAAAACAAACGCCGACCCCAGUAACAGCAGCACUAUCGCAAAAAUUUGAUGGGGGAGGCUCGAUCCAUUCUUCUGCUUUGCGAGCAGAGACCCUGCCACAGGAGGCGGUUGUUGCUGCUGCCGCUGGUAUACCUGCCGCUGCUGCUGCCGCUGCUGCUGUUGCUGCUGCUGCUGCUGCUGCUUCCAGUCCGCACCAUGAAGCAGCAGAUCCCUGUUUCCCUGCAGCACAAAGUGCAUCAGCACCAGCUGCUGCUGCUACUGCUGCUUCGGAGGACGGCAUUCCCGAUUCCAGUGAUGUUUGGCACUUGCGGAACGACGCAGCGCUUUCGCCCUUACAGCACAGUCGCCGGAGUAGCAGCAGCAGCAGCAGCCGCAGCAGCGGCAGUGGGAGCUGCUGCUCGGCGGAUGAUGCUGAGUGGAAUGAACUUUGGCACGCUGCUGCCAAGUGGGCCACUGACGGCGGGGCGUCCGCGCUGGAAGGAGAUUUGCUGAUGCUUGCUGCUGAGCUGUUGAAAGUUGCAACUGGUGUUGCAUCUGCUGCUGCGGCGUUGCAUCGCCAAGCUCUUCUGGGCCUUUUUAAAUGCCAGCAUCGGGAACAGAAAAGCAGACAGCCAAUGCCGCAGCAGCAGCAGCUGCACCAGAAGAGGCAGCAGAAGGCGCGCUGUCUGGCAGCAGAAGCAGCAAGACUCUCUCUAGAAGCUUUGGCCUUUACGGAGAGAUCCCGCAGGCUUGCAACAGACGUAGUUGGAGAGCUUUCUUGCCGCAUUGUCUUUCGCGCAGCUCUGUGUCUCGCCAGGUGGUGUCUUGCAGUCUGCAACUUCAAGGCUGGCGCAAAGAUCACUGCCUCUCCGUUUCCGCCGCUUCUGCUGCUGCCGCCUUUGCCACCGCAUCAGAGGAACCGCAGCUUGCUUCUGGUAUUGUACAGCCAGCAGCAGCAAGCGGAGCAGCAGCAAGCAACGCUCAUGCCCCCGCAGUGCGCCGCACACAGGCAGCAAACCCUUAAUGAAGAUGCAUGCUUCCUCCAAACGGCUGCGACCAAGAAAGCAGGGCUCGAGGAAAAGCCUCUUCGUGGCCCCUUGUCAACGCCUUACUCCCAAGAGUAUCAUUUGCUGCAGCAUUGGAGCCAUAUGGGCUGUUGCCACUGCAAGUUUUGUGCUGCUGCUGAGGGCUAUCUGCCAGGGGCCUUUGCUUCGCUAGGAGGCAUUUCAUCUGCACUCAGCAGCAGCAACAGCAGCAGCAAUGGGUGCAGCAGCAGCUGGAACCUGAGGUGGCCUCCUGAAGACAUGCAGAACAACGCAGCCAACAUGUAUGACUUUGUCGUUAAGAGGGCGGAGCUGCUGCUAACUUUGGUUGCAGAGCAGCUCGAUGCUGCGUCUGCUGCUGCUGCUGGGCUGGAAGCAGCUGACACAGAUAAAAGCGACAGUCGUGCUGCUGCUGCUGCUGAGCUAGAAGCAACUGACACAAAUAGAAGCCGCAGCUGCACGGCCACGGAGGAAGCUGAAGAUAUCCCGGCUGAGACUAUUGCUGCAAGGGCUCAAGGGGCGUCAGCAGAAGAAGCAGUAGGAGAAGCUGCAGCAGCAGGAGGAACUGCAGCAGCAGCAAGCAUUUCGUUUAAUUUAGGGGGCGCUUCUCGGGUAGAAGAGGAGGAAGUAAUAGCGAAUGCACCAGCAGCAGCAGCAGCAGAAAGAGCAGCUGCAGCAGCAACAGUUGCGAACACUGCAGCUGCUGCUUCAGCAGGUAUCUGUGAGGGCCUUUCUUUCAGACUGGAGGCUUCUCGCGUGCUGCUCGAAUUUAUUCACAAGGCUCAGGUGUCCAGGCAGCUCUCCGUCAAAGUUGCAGAGCUUACUAAAUGGCGACAGGAGCUGCUGCUCUUUUUUAAGGAUCUGACGCGGCGCGAGCAGCAAAGGCACCAGAAGCAGUUGCAGUUGCAACGGCAGCAGGAGCAGCUGCAGAAACAGCAGGCGCGUCAGCAGCAGCUAAAGCAGCAGCAGGUGCUGCAAAAACAAGAACAGCUGAUUCAGCAGGAAGAGCAGCAGCUGCGGCAGCAGCAGCAACAAAAACCGUAUGAGCAGCUGCCGGGGAAUCUGUAG